AUGUCUGUCGGGACUUACAGCCUCCCCAAGCUGCCCUAUGCUUACAACGCAUUGGAGCCCAGCAUCUCGGCGCAAAUCAUGGAACUCCACCACAGCAAACACCACCAGACAUACGUGACGAACCUAAAUAACGCCCUCAAAACCUACGCAACGGCCACCGCGUCCAACGACAUUGCCGGCCAGAUCGCCCUCCAAAACGCGAUCAAGUUCAACGGUGGCGGACACAUCAACCACUCCUUGUUCUGGGAGAAUCUGACCCCGGCCAGCUCGGCCGAGGCUAACCCCCAGAGCGCAGCAACCCUGAUGGCUGCCAUCACCAAGACGUGGGGUAGCUUCGACGAGUUCAAGGCCGCCUUUACAAAGGCUCUUCUGGGCUUGCAGGGCAGUGGAUGGGGCUGGCUGGUCAAGGACGCCGGCAGCUUGCGGAUCGUGACCACCAAGGACCAGGACCCGGUUGUGGGCGGAGAGGUGCCCAUUUUGGGGGUCGACAUGUGGGAGCAUGCCUAUUACCUACAGUACUUGAAUGGCAAGGCGGCGUACGUUGAAAACAUCUGGAAGGUCAUCAACUGGAAGACGGCCGAGACUCGGUUCAACGGAGGACGCGAUGAUGUGUUCAAAGUCCUCAAGGCCGCCAUUUAG
Messenger RNA from Metarhizium acridum CQMa 102, 639 nucleotides. Its product is annotated as Superoxide dismutase [Mn], mitochondrial. Gene Ontology annotation, cellular component: mitochondrion. The record is from RefSeq and is a predicted model, not a curated record. Gene Ontology annotation, biological process: superoxide metabolic process. NCBI's taxonomy places the organism in Eukaryota, Fungi, Ascomycota, Sordariomycetes, Hypocreales, Clavicipitaceae. Gene Ontology annotation, molecular function: superoxide dismutase activity; metal ion binding.